Molecule: messenger RNA, 1092 nt
Organism: [Torrubiella] hemipterigena
Lineage: Eukaryota; Fungi; Ascomycota; Sordariomycetes; Hypocreales; Clavicipitaceae
Source: the annotation of a GenBank genome assembly
AUGCAAUUAAUUCCAAUUUACCUCUGUGUGGCUACUGCUGCUGCCAUCCUACUCCCACCAACAGAUGGCCCCUAUCAGGUCAAAUGGGAGUCGCAAGAGCUCAUCGACUACAACCGGCCAGAUCCCUUUAAUACCAGCCGGCCCCGAAGACUUAUGAUUUCAAAGUUUACGCCAGUUCCUAUCGCCAAUUGCCUUGAAACAUGCCGCGUACCGUACAUGCCGGAAUUCAUUGCCAACCUAGAAGACGAAAUCAUUGCUACCUUCAUUCUGCCUACGGUAUGGCCCAAAGGAGAGAUUAAGCAGCUAGAGAUUGAAGGAUGCUGCAAGUCCAAAUCAUCUUGCAGCUCUGGAAAAUUCCCGAAAAUUAUCUUUGAUACGGGUCUCAACACAACGCGUCUAUCAUACUCGUGGACAGCGCAGCACAUUGCUAGUCUCGGCUACGAAGUCAUUGUACCAGAUCACCCAUACGAAACGGAUGUGAUUAUCUACCCGGAUGGCGAGAUCCUCUACGGCAACCAAAUCAAAAAGACAAUCCCUUCACUUGAGUACGGCUUGACCGUUCGCGCAAAGGAUACGACCUUUUUACUGGACAAACUGCGCAUCAAGCGCACUGUAUUUAUCGGCCAGUCGUAUGGCGGUGCUGCAGCAGCUGAAUCAAUCCUAGCGGACAAGAGAAUCGCGGGAGGUGUGAAUCUCGACGGUAUGAUGUUUGGUCCAGCUGUGAAGCAGGGCAUCAACAAGCCAUUUCUCAUUUUCGACUCUGACGGACACAACUCUACAUCGGAUCAGUCGUACGCUGAUUUCCUUGCUGCCAUGGGCAAGAAUCACCCGGAUGUCUGGGUCCGCGAAGUUACCGUCAAGGGCUCAGGACAUGGAUCGGGCUACGAUAUGCCCAUUAUUGGCGAUGUGACGGGCCACCGCGACAACCAAGAGCUCGUGGAUAUUAUGUAUGGCGGUAUUUCAGGAUCACGGAUGAAGGUGAUGCUGCAGCGGUAUUUGGGAGAUUUCAUCGAGUUUGCUCUCCACAGCAAAGGCCCUGGUGUCCUGGCUGGUCCAAACAAAGACUUUCCUGAGGUGAUCUACUUACACUAA